This is a messenger RNA of Carcharodon carcharias (great white shark), 4998 nucleotides long. It is a transcript of the gene jmjd7, whose product is annotated as jumonji domain containing 7. Lineage: Eukaryota; Metazoa; Chordata; Chondrichthyes; Lamniformes; Lamnidae. Gene Ontology annotation, molecular function: 2-oxoglutarate-dependent dioxygenase activity. The record is from RefSeq and is a predicted model, not a curated record. Bases 2893 to 3735 code for a protein of 280 amino acids. The transcript is spliced from 9 exons.
UUGUUUUGAUGUCUUUGUAGAUGCCUAUCCAGUACACAGGCCACAGGCUCUUAGCUUACACCUCUCCAUUUUCAUGUGGCCUUCAUGUAUCUUCUGGAGACGCUCUCUCUCUUUUAUUUUGGGUAUGAUUAUUCUGGAUCCAGCCAGCACCACCAUCUAACGAAAUGUCACCUCUGAUAGACCAGUAUGACCUUACUGCUGGCUGUGUGUGUUAUAUCUUAUCAGACCAUCGACUUGCUGAGAGAGCACCUGUAACUCUUCGUCUUUGCUGGUCUCAUUGCUAAUUCGACUCCGUUUUGGUGGUGUUGCAUUCACUAGGUGAUGGAUCUUGAUACCUAGAUCUCGCAUAUCUCCUGCGGGAAUAACAGAGACAGGGCAUGUACGAGCACCAUUUCUCUUCCUUGCUUGGAUUUCGGAGUGAAAUUGUAACUCUGAAGCCUCAAGGGUAACCUCUGCAGUCUUGCUGAUGCUCUACACGGAUUUUUCUUGUAGAUCUGCUCCAGUGGUCGAUGAUCAGCCUUCAUUAUGAACUUUCUCUCAUUGAAAUAUAAAUGGAAUUUCUCACAUUCAUACACAACCAGCAAAAGCUCUCUUUCCACAUUGGCAUACCUUGUCCCAGCUGAUGUUAGGACUUUGGAUGUGAAUGCUAUUAGCUUUUCAUCUCGUACCAGGGCUGCUCCCAGUCCUUUUGUAGAAGCAUCUACUUAUAGAGCGACAGGUUUCUCUCUGUUGUAGUAUGACAGACUUUUCUUCUUGCAAACGACUUCUUUGAGUUUGUUGAAAUUCCUCUCAACAUCUCUCAUCAGCUCUCAUAGGUUUGCUGUGUGUUCUGACGUGGGGUAUGAAAGAGCUCAUGUUUGGGAUUGAACCAAGGAAACAUCAUAGCUCUUUAUUUCCGCUUGGAGCUUCCAUUUCUAAGAUGGUUGUGACCUUUUCAGGACUUUGCUUGACUCUGUCAGAUGUAUGUACACCAUUUCGAAGAAUUGGCAUUUUGUCACUUUCAUAAUGCGUUUAACUGUGUUUAGCUUGAUCCCAGCUUACCUGGUUCUCUCCAUGGCUUCAUGUAGAUGAUAGCCAUGAUCUUUUUCAUCCAAAGAUUUGGAUAUCAUCAGCAAUGCCAACUGCUCCUUUACAUCCUCUGUAUGUCUCGCCUAUUUUCUGCUGAAACACACCCUAGCUCACUUUAAGGCCGAAAGGUAGAUGCAGGAAUUUGUACCGUCCAAAGUUUGUGUUGCAUGUUGUCAACAGCAAAGAUUCCUAAUCAAACUUCACAUUCUAGUAGCCAUUUCUGGCAUCAAGCUUGCUGAAAACCUUUGCCUCUGCUAGUGUGAUCUCUUCCAGUGUUGGGAGUUGGGCUAGUGAUUCCUCUUUAUUGUUUAAGAUCUUUGGGACAAAUUCGUAGCCGUCCAUUUGGCUUCUCUCUCACCACAAUGGAAUUUACCCAAUCUGUAGGUUGUAUGACACUGGCAGUCACCAUCUGUCCUUUCACCUCCUGGAGCUCUCCUUUUAGUUCUGUUGGUACUUUAUGUGGGCGAUGAAUCACUGGUUUCAUCGCUGGGUCAAUAAUGAUGUGAUACUCAAAAUCUUCAAAGCAUCCAACCAUCUCAUCAAAACACUCCGGAUACGUUGGGACUAGGUCUUUCUUGCUUCUGAUUGGAGGACACUUUUCAAUGGGUGUACUACCUUCAACCCUCUGAUCCUUCCUUCAUCUUAUGGUUUACUAAGAUCGGCUGCAAGUCUUUGCAGCUGCUCAACUCCAGGGUAGCAUCUAUCUAUUUCAGUAACAUAGAGCAUACAGUUAAAAUUAUUUCCUUUGUGUGUUCCUCUGAUUUGGAUUGUUCCUAGCUGUCGAAUCUCAAUUAGCAUGACAUUGCUCGGUUUCAGAGCAUCUUUCUUUGGGUAAUCGUUUUCUUUCAAAUUUUCCGAAAGAUCUCCUGGUAUAGUCUGAGGGGGAUGAUGUUACUCUGAGCUCCAGCAUUGAGCUUUAGUUUCAGAGUUAUGGUUGUGGGCUUAUUUCUCACUCUCUUUCUGAUUUGAAUUGAUGUGUGAAUUUCUUUUCUUUGGGAAGUGUCACAUUCGGACAUUUCAUGCAGUUGUAUGGCUCCUAUGUCUAUUAUAUUUUGAAACACUUUGCCAUCUUCCAGGGUAUGAAUGUUUUGGUUCCUUUUCCGUCUCAUUCAUCCUGUUGCUCUGUCUCUGAUAACUCCUUUACCAUCUUCUUUCCUUGUCCUGCAUAUCUUCUCCCAGUGAUUGGGCUUUCCACAAGCUCUGCAGGUUGAUCCAUAUGUUGGACAAUUCCUUCUCUGUGAACUCAUGUCCACAGCUCAUGCACAUUUUUCUCUCUGUCUAUUGUGGGGUUUUUUUUUGCUGUUUCACUGCAUCAGCCCUGUUGCCUUUCCUUUGAUUUAACUGAAGGCUAGAUAUUUGGGUAGCCUGGGUCCACAUCUGUCUACUCGUGGCUUCAUGUGCUCUGGCAGAGUCUACAGCCUGCCUUAUUAUAAGCUUGUCCUUUCCAGUCAGAUCUUUUUAUACUUCAGGAUGUGCAGAGCCCUAAAUGAGCUGAUCUAGUAGCUUUGCGCCUGUUUCCUUGACUUUACACUUUCUGGCUACAUUUUUCAAUCUCCCUUAGAAAUGUCAGCAGGUUCACCUGGUUCUUUUCUCAGGCUUUGAAAUUCAUAAUCAAUGGAUCCAAUGAUUUGACUUUGGCUGGAGACAUGUGUUGAAUUUCUCAAAGAGCUGUACUUGAAUGACUCAGUCCCCUACUUGGACCAGCCCCCCACAGCACUGGAAUUGCAGCGUAGCUGGCUGUGUCCCAACAAGCCCUUCAUAGUGCGAAAUGCUAUCAGUCACUGGCCAGCAGUCUCCAAAUGGACAGCUUCCUACCUUAGAGAAAUGGUUGGAAAGCAGAUGGUGAGCGUGGCAGUGACCCCCAACGGCUACGCUGAUGCUGUUCAUGAGGGCCGGUUUGUGAUGCCCGAGGAGCGGCGAAUGCCAUUCGCGGAUUUUCUGGACAUCAUCGAGAGGAAGCGGACUGCGAGCGGAGUGUUCUAUGUGCAGAAGCAGUGCUCGAACCUGACAGAGGAGUUUCCGCAGCUCCUGCCGGAUAUAGAUCCCCACAUCCUGUGGAUGAGUGAAGCCCUUGGGAAGGUGCCUGAUGCAGUAAAUUUCUGGCUGGGGGAGUCGGCUGCAGUGACCUCCUUGCAUAAAGAUCACUAUGAGAACAUGUACUGCGUGGUUUCUGGAGAGAAGCACUUUAUUCUCCUCCCUCCCACUGACAGACCCUUUAUUCCAUAUGAAUUCUUCCAGCCUGCAACAUAUAAGGUGAAUGAAGAUGGUUCCUUUGAUGUGAUAGACUUGCAGAAUGCAGAGAAGGUGAAGUGCCAAAGAAACAUUCCACCUGAGGUAGUUGGUGGGACUGUGGACACUGCUUUCCUUCUUCCCUUCGUUUGUAUCCCAACUUCAAACACAUCCUCUCAACAGUUUCAGGUACCUUGGAUUCCUCUUGACCCCCUGAACCCUGACUUCGGUCUUUACCCUGAAUAUUCUCAUGCAAGGCCUCUCUACUGCACAGUGAGAGCAGGCGAGAUGCUGUACCUCCCCUCUCUGUGGUUCCACCAUGUCCAGCAGUCACAUGGCUGCAUUGCAGUGAAUUUCUGGUAUGACAUGGAGUACGACAUCAAGUACAAUUACUUCCAGUUUCUGGACUCUAUAACAAAAGCAAUGAAUACAGUGUGAUUAACCCAGUCAAAGUUCCAGAACAGUUCAGGUAGAGACAAACCGGGAUCCAGACUUCAUGAACUCCUCCGUAUAAAUUCAGCCAAGACUACGUGAACUGCACCAGAAAUACUGUUGACACAUGGGCUGGGCUUUUUACUACGUGCCUUAUAGGUCACUGUGUGACCACAGCAAAUGAUGCACGUUUGUUUUCACUUUGAUGAGACAAUGCCAGUUACCAAGAGCAAAUCAUUGUUACAACUGCAGGGUUCAUUUUUCAUUACUAUAUAACUAAUUAUGUGCUAGUAACUCAAUGUAUAUAGACCAGACCUUGUGUUUACAUGUACAAUUUCCCAGGUUCGAAUGGAUAAAUGUGGUGACAUGGAAUGAACACAAAUCUGCUGCUCCCCAAAUGGAGAUGUAUGAGGUGGUUUUGAAGGUGGUACAUUUUGUUCUGAAUCAUUUCAAGGCACUUAACAUAGUUAUUAACCUAGUUCAUCAGGUAGACUGGUAAAGCAGUGACUUGGGCAUAUUCUUCAAUGUUGGCUCCACACAAACUGCAAAACUCCCAUUGUUAAUGAUAAUCCACAUCAGCAACUCACCAAGCCGCCUCCAGCAGCACCUGCCAAACCUGCCUCUACCACCAGAAGACGGAUGGGUACAUUACUACCUGCAGUUUCACCUCCAAGCCACACACCAUCCUGACUUGGAACUAUAUCUCUGUUCCUUCACUGUCACUGGGUCAAAAUCCUGGAACCCUGGGAGUGUACCUAAAGCAGGUGGACUGCAGCGGUUCAAGAAAAGGCUCACCACCACCUUUUCAAGCGCAGUUACGGAUGGACAACAGAAGUUGGCCUAGCCAGUGACGCUCACAUCCCAUGAAAGGAUUAAAAAAAAAUCAUGGUUUGAAUAAGAUGGUUGAACUGUUUAACAAAUAAUCAUCCCAUGUGGAACACUACUUCAUGGCCAUUCAGGCUACACCUGCCUUGUGAUGUUAAAUGGUUGUGUAGCUUUCAGGAAGGUGCAGGUGGCUAGCAACUCAGGAACACAAGGUCCUAACUGUGUAUCAGGCAACGUCUAGUAAGCACAGGCAGAACGUUUUACUCUACCUCACUAAUUGCAAUAAACAGAGCAUAAAGAAUGGUGAACAGCGGUAAAUGAACUUCAUUCUGCACGUCAGGCUGAUGGACGCAGAGUAAAAUAGUAUUGCGGGAUAACCUGGAUAUUCCUGUUUUCCAACAUAUACCUUGUAUUUGUUGUAUAAUAAAAUAUCCAUAUGGUGAA